Molecule: messenger RNA, 694 nt
Organism: Drosophila mojavensis
Lineage: Eukaryota; Metazoa; Arthropoda; Insecta; Diptera; Drosophilidae
Gene: HemK2
Product: methyltransferase N6AMT1
Exons: 1
Coding region: 4-666 (220 amino acids)
Biological process (GO): methylation
Cellular component (GO): eRF1 methyltransferase complex
Molecular function (GO): protein methyltransferase activity; nucleic acid binding; S-adenosylmethionine-dependent methyltransferase activity
Source: RefSeq, a predicted model, not a curated record
GACAUGGAGACGCCACACACCGAACAUCUCUCCUCAGCCGACUAUGAACAUGUCUAUGAGCCGGCGGAGGACUCAUUUUUGUUGCUUGAUGCCUUGGAAGCAGACUUGGAGUUUCUGGACACACUGCAGCCGCGGCUGUGCCUUGAGAUCGGGUCUGGCAGCGGCGUCAUCAUCACCGCACUGGCCAAGCGCCUGGCCAACACCACCCACUGUUUGGCCACGGACAUCAAUCCCAAGGCAUGCGAGGCCACGAAGCGGACAGCGAUCCGGAACGGAGCUCGACUGGAUAGUUUGCGCUGUAAUCUGACGGACGCACUGCGUCGACGCUGCAUAGAUUUGCUGCUCUUCAAUCCGCCCUAUGUGGUAACCAGUGAUGAGGAGCUACAAACCCAACAGCUGACAGAAAAACCCGCGACAGAGCGCAACUUGGUCUUUUCCUGGGCAGGCGGCACAGAUGGACGGCGUGUGACUGAUAUUUUAUUGGAGCAAUUGGAUGACAUACUCUCGCCCAGCGGCGUGCUCUAUUUGCUGCUGCUGCACGAGAAUAAACCAGAUGAAAUAAUCGAACAAUUGAAGCGGCAAAGGUUCGAGGCUGUCAAAUAUAUGGAACGACGCAUUCCAGGGGAACAUUUGUAUAUAUUAAAAGUCAAGAGAGUUGCAAAUUAAUUAUAUAUAUUAAAUUAAUGUAAACCAA